Molecule: messenger RNA, 1892 nt
Organism: Chrysoperla carnea
Lineage: Eukaryota; Metazoa; Arthropoda; Insecta; Neuroptera; Chrysopidae
Product: poly(A) RNA polymerase, mitochondrial-like
Exons: 7
Coding region: 60-1892 (610 amino acids)
Biological process (GO): mitochondrial mRNA polyadenylation
Molecular function (GO): poly(A) RNA polymerase activity
Source: RefSeq, a predicted model, not a curated record
AACACAUGGUUAUCUGGUGAAAAAGAUACUCAAGAUCAUGAAUUUUUCAAAUUAAUAAAAUGUUUGCGUUAAGAAUUGGUCGAAUUAAUUUAGGGCCAAUUAAUUAUAAGAAACAGUAUCAUAAAUGUUUGAAAUAUUAUGCAAAUUCAGAAAAUAUCAGAAUUUCUACAAAUUGGAAUCAAAAACUUUAUUCUCAUACAGGGACAACGUCUAAUUAUCAACCAAAAUUUAUAGAUGUAAUUCAAAAACGUAGAAAAGAAGCGGCUCGCAGUAUUUUGGUACAAGUAAAUUCAUCUCGUUCCAAUCUUGAAUUGUAUUCGUAUUGUUCACAAUAUGGAAAAAUUAAAAAUAUGUUUCAUUAUACAACAUGUUCUGAUCCUUUGCAUUUCAUAAUUGUUGAAUUUGAUAAUGAAAAUGCUGUUUCCAAUAUUAUUGAUUCAAGCUCUCAUGUUUCAAAUAAUGAUACAGAAACAAUACCAGUAACUUCGCAGUUUUUGUGGUUUAGAGCUAUUGGGAAACAAAAGUCAUCAAAAACUGUAUCUGCAACUAGUAAUAAAUUACCAAUAUCUUUCAUCGAAAAUGGUACAAAAAUUUUUAGCCAGGAAGAUAUCGAAAGUUUACUACAUAAUGCUCAAAAUAUUUCAGAUCAAAUGACAUUGUUAUAUAAAAUGACUUGUUUAAGUGAUACUGGGACUCGUGUACGAUUUUUAGCUAGUCGGCAAAUUGAAUUGGCUUUGAGUGGAAUGUUUCCAAAUGCUCAAGCAUUACCUUUUGGUUCAUCUGUAAAUAGUUAUGGUAAAGAAGGGUGUGAUUUAGAUCUAGUCGUGUGUUUAAAUACCAAAAAGAGCUCAUCAAAAAAUCGAUUAGCUUUUCAUUCCAAAGCUGCGUUAUCCAAUGAGCGUUCUCAAACUCAAAGACAUAUGGAAUGUAUUGCAGAUAUGUUACAACUAUUUUUACCGGGUUGUGUGAAUGUUCGGAGAAUUUUACAAGCACGUGUACCAAUUAUUAAAUAUAAUCAAGAACAAACCGGUCUGGAAUGUGAUUUAAGUAUGACUAACUUAUCUGGAGUUUACAUGUCAGAUUUGUUAUAUACAUUAGGUUGCAUUGAUCCAAGAGUGAAACCAUUAGUUUUUACUGUACGGCGGUGGGCUCAACAAGUUGGAUUAACAACGAAUUCACCAGGGCGAUGGAUCACUAACUUUGGUUUAACAUUGAUGGUUUUAUCAUUUUUACAACAAGUACAAAUACUGCCAUCUGUCAAUACUCUCAUGAAGUUGGCAGAAAGUUGUGAUAAAAUGACAUUUAACGAUAUUAAUUGUUCAUUUUUACACGAUUUAUCAAAGUUACCUGAACAGAAAAAUCCAAAUAAAGAUUCAUUAGAAAUUUUAUUACUACAAUUUUUCGAACAUUUUUCAUCGUUUGAUUUUUAUAAUCGAGCAGUUUCAUUAAACGAAGGGAAAGACAUUCACAAACCAGAAUCAUGCGCCCUAUAUAUAGUAAAUCCAUUGGAACGAUAUUUUAAUGUGAGUAAAAAUGUAAGUACCGAAGAAAUGGAGCGAUUAAGAAUUGAAUUUCGCAACGCCGCAUGGACACUAGAAUCACAAGAUUCCUCAAAAUUUAAAGCUACUCCGAACUGGGGGUUGUUAGAAUUAUUUAAAUCACAAAAAGUAAAAACAAAGAAUAUUUUUUUUACGGCUCCCGUUCAAAAUCGUUUAUUAGAAGUUAAAAGAUUGUUCGAAGAUGAUGAUAUUAAUGAUAAGAUUGAAUAUAAAAAUGAAGCCGUGAAAAAAGAAAUUAAAAAAAUUAAAAUGGAGACUGCAGAUAAAGUGGAUAAAGUAAUCAGUAGUAUAAAAAAUAAAAGUCCAUCAAAAAUUCGAAUUAGAAGAAGAUAA